GACGAGACAAUGGACCCACCUGCUGAGGACUUCCAACAGGUCCUGUCCAUUGACCAAAUCCGCUCCAUCCGUGCCAGCAACAACUACGUGGAGAGACCAGCGGUCUGCUUCCAGCAAGCCCGUUCCAACCCCUCCCUGUCCCAGCCACCACACAAGCAGGAGUGGUCCCAGGACCGCCUGGUGUCUUCCACCUUCCAGGACCUGCACCGCAGCCACAGCCAACAGCACCAGAUGCCACCUUUGCAGCCACACCUGAGCCAUUCCAGCACAGCCAGCUCAGUCUCCCAAAGCACCACUGCCUCUGACCAGCGUCUCCUGAGCAGCCUGACGCCCUCCCACUCCGGGCACUCCCUCAUCCGGACGCAGCCCUGCUCCAGUGAGCUGAAGGUGGAGGAGUCGCCGCUGAAGGGAGGGUCGGAGAAGCCCACCCUGCACACUGGCCACCUCUUCAUCUGUGAGGAGUGUGGGCGCUGCAAGUGCGCGCGCUGCACGGCCGCCCGCAGCCUGCCCUCGUGCUGGCUCUGCAACCAGCGCUGCCUCUGCUCCCCCGAGAGCCUCCUCGACUACGGGACCUGCCUCUGCUGCAUCAAGGGGCUGUUCUACCACUGCUCCACUGACGACGAGGACACCUGUGCUGAUGACCCCUGCUCCUGUGGGCCGGGGUCCUGCUGUGCCCGCUGGGCUGCCAUGAGCUUCCUCUCCCUCCUCAUGCCCUGCCUCUGCUGCUACUUUCCCACUCUGGGGUGCCUCAAACUUUGCCAGCGGGGUUAUGACGGCCUGAAACGACCUGGCUGCCGCUGCCAGAGCCACACCAACACGGUCUGCAGAAAGAUCUCCUCCUCCAGCGGCACGCCAUUCCCCAAAACACUGGACAAGCCGGUAUGA
Acanthisitta chloris (rifleman) is the source of this 885-nucleotide messenger RNA. RefSeq names its product sprouty homolog 3 (Drosophila) (gene SPRY3). NCBI's taxonomy places the organism in Eukaryota, Metazoa, Chordata, Aves, Passeriformes, Acanthisittidae. Gene Ontology annotation, biological process: multicellular organism development; negative regulation of Ras protein signal transduction; negative regulation of MAP kinase activity. Gene Ontology annotation, cellular component: membrane; cytosol. The record is from RefSeq and is a predicted model, not a curated record. The coding region runs from base 10 to 885 and encodes 291 amino acids. The transcript has a single exon.